UUCAAUCAUUACUUCAUUGAUGCUUACUUUUUUCAUUGCAAGAUUUACUUCAAUCCUCUGCAAGAAGAGGACCCAUCUCGUCUCCCUCCAUCACAAUGCUUCUCACAUUUUCAAUUCCUUUUCUUCAGUUUCAAAAGUGUCUGAAUCAAAUCAACGAAAAGGAAAAUCUGGAGAGCAUGAUUCAUUUACUUUUUAUUAUCUCAUAGACUCCCUGGCAUGCCCUCCAAAGUAGCUAUGGAAGUAUCCAAACGGGUUAAACUAAAAGCCUCUGAUAAACCUAACUUGGUACUUAAUCUAUUUAGGACUUAUGGAUUCUCAGAUGCCCAGAUCUCUAAAAUUGUGGAAAAGUGUCCACGUGCCCUUUUAGCGAAGCCUGAGGCGACAUUUUCGCCGAAGCUAAGCUUUUUCCUGUCUAUAGGGUUUUCAAAGUCUGAAUUGCCAGAGUUCAUCCUAUCAGAUUGCAAAAUCUUAUUCCUGAGCUUGACGAAAACUAUAAUCCCCCGUUACGAGGCCCUUAAGAGCGUACUUGGUGACGAUGAUCACGCCAGUAGAGCUUUUAAACAAUGGGAUUGGCACAAUAAGGAUCCGACGAUUUUACUUUCAAACAUAGAGGUGUUGAGAGAACAUGGAGUGCCUCAGUCUUCUGUCUGUCUGUCGACUAGUUACUCAUUAUGCAAGGGCUGCGAAUAUAGAUCCGGCAAAACGUUCAUCCAUGCAGUUUCUGUUUUAGCAUUGACAAGCAAAUCUACUUGGGAGUCGAAGCUGGAUAUCUAUGAGAGGUGCGGCUUGUCCAGGGAUGCCAUUCUUUCAGCAUUUGGGAGGUUUCCAAAUUGCAUGAUGCUGUCGGAGGAUAAAAUCACAAGCACAAUGAAGUUUCUUGUGGAUGACAUGAGUUUGUCAUUGGUAGAUAUUGUUAAUUGCCCUGUACUUCUUGGCUACAGCUUGGAGCAAAGGAUUAUUCCUAGAUGCUCAGUUUUUAAAAUUUUGAAAACUAAUAGUUUGAUCAAAAGGGACAUAUCCUUAUGUUCCUUGGUAAGCUUUAGUGAAACAAAAUUUCUGGAAAAAUUUGUGAUUCCGUUCCAGGAAAGUGUUCCUCGGCUAUUGGACAUUUAUAAAAGUCGUUCCUGA
This is a messenger RNA of Prosopis cineraria, 1128 nucleotides long. RefSeq lists its product as uncharacterized. NCBI's taxonomy places the organism in Eukaryota, Viridiplantae, Streptophyta, Magnoliopsida, Fabales, Fabaceae. Gene Ontology annotation, biological process: chloroplast organization; regulation of DNA-templated transcription. The record is from RefSeq and is a predicted model, not a curated record. Gene Ontology annotation, molecular function: double-stranded DNA binding. The coding region runs from base 217 to 1128 and encodes 303 amino acids. Gene Ontology annotation, cellular component: chloroplast. The transcript has 2 exons.